This is a messenger RNA of Cladocopium goreaui, 3360 nucleotides long. Lineage: Eukaryota; Dinophyceae; Suessiales; Symbiodiniaceae. The record is from the annotation of a GenBank genome assembly.
AUGCCCACUAACAAUGCGAAAUCCAGUGAGGAUAUUAUUCAUUUGAAGGUCGCUCAAGGUGAGUAUUUGGCCUUGAGCGUGUCCAUCCAGGACUUGGCCCGCGACACCGGCAACGAAACCGCCAGCGUCUUGGCUGCGGCCUUGGAUAAGGCCGUGGGCACCUUCCUGAGUGCCAACAAGAAUCCUUCCAGAAAGGUGAAGGAAAUCGACAACCGCGGCAGUCACUACUGGUUGGCCCGCUAUUGGGCUGACGAACUGGCCAAGCAGGACAAGGAUGCGAAACUGAAGCAGACCUUUCAGAAGGUGUCCAAGGAAUUGGCAGACUCCGAGGAGACCAUUUUGAAGGACUUCACGGAUUGCCAGGGUGCAGCUGUAGACAUUGGCGGCUACUACCGAGUGGAUGUUGAGAAGACAACCAAGGCGAUGAACCCGAGCGCCUGCUUCAACGACAUCAUCAAAGGCUUGGGUCAGCACGGGUGCCCAGCGUUGCUCACGGCGGCCAAGAACUCUGGGGUAUUUCUAAAUCGAAAUCAACGGCAUCACCGGGCCGAACCCACGCGCCGCGAGCCCGAAACCGCGCCAGGCCUCACUCGCCUUCCAAGUGGCCAUGAGCUCCUUGUCGCCUCUUGCACCGCGGGAACAACGCCUGGUGAGGCACAAGCCUUGCUUCUGCGGAUGGAUUCUCGCUUCGAAACCAGCGAACAUUUGCUGCAGCUGCCUGCCACGGAAUAUCUGUUCAGUCUGUCGCUGGCAGACUUCCAGUCGGCCCUAGAGGUCGCCGAUGGCAACUCGGCACGGAGAGAUACGGAGAGGGCGAAGCUGGUGGUCACCAACCGCACGCCACAUUUCAGCGAUGACAUUUCAGCGUUGAAGGUCUCUGGGGCCAACCUGGAAGCUGCGGGGGUUCUGCAUGACUUCUUCGGCUAUCGCUUGGCUGGCGGCAAUUACCUGGAUGAGAACAGGACCCCAGAGCAGGAAGCAAAAGCUCGCUGUCUGAAGGACUUCCUGGCCGCGGAGGAACAGGAGGCCUCGGCCGCAUCUUUGUCGCUCCUGUCAGUGCCCUGGGCCUUCAGUUGUCCAUCCUGGGCAUUGGCGGUUCGGAUUGUGGCAGCACUUUGUGGUGAUCCAGAGCGCUUGCUGCGUCUGCACUGCGAAGAUUUGCUCCUCAUGACGCGGCAGGCCAAAAAUCAAGAGCACUGCCCGUGGCUCAGCGGAGCCUUGCACUCCCUGGCGACCUUGGUGAAGCAUUCAGGAACGGAAGUCUGCGGCUGGCUGGCGGACUGUGCCUCAGGCGAGGCUUAUCCUCCUGCAGAGGUUUUUGAACUCGCAAGGAGAUGGGGGUGGCAGCGUGCCGGACCUGUGUCCAGCAUGCCCGUGCCCACCCUGGCAGCACGCCUGAGUCGAACAUCGACGCUGCGACAGAGCAGGAGGACCUUCCUCACCGCGUCCUCAAUGCGAUUGGCAGUUCAGGGCGACGUCAUUGGUAUUGACCUGGGUACGACCAACAGUUGUGUGGCGAUCAUGGAGGGCAGCACGCCCAAGGUCAUUGAGAACGCAGAGGGGAUGAGAACCACUCCUUCUUUUGUAGGCUUCACCAGCGACGGUCAACGUCUCGUGGGUAUUCCUGCCAAGCGUCAGGCUGUCACCAACUCAGAGAACACCGUCUUCGCUGCCAAGCGACUCAUCGGCCGAUCCUACGAUGAUGAGGCGACCCAGAAGGACAAGAAGGUCCUGCCGUACAAGGUGGUGCGAGCCCCCAACGGUGAUGCCUGGAUCGAGGCCGGCGGUGAGAAGUAUGCACCCAGCCAGAUUGGAGCCUUCGUCCUCACCAAGAUGAAGGAGACUGCUGAAGCAUACUUGGGCAGAAACGUGGGCACGGCCGUGAUUACGGUGCCGGCCUACUUUAACGAUGCACAGAGACAGGCCACCAAGGACGCUGGAAAGAUCUCAGGCCUGGAUGUGGCGCGAAUCAUCAACGAGCCCACGGCGGCGGCUUUGGCCUUUGGCAUGGACAAGGGUGGAGACGGCCAGAUCCUGGCGGUUUAUGACCUGGGCGGUGGCACCUUCGACAUUUCCAUCCUGGAGAUUUCCGGGGGCGUCUUUGAAGUGAAGGCGACCAACGGAGACACCUCCUUGGGCGGUGAGGAUUUCGAUCAUGCCAUCGUGAAGUACUUGGUAGACGAGUUCAAGAAGUCCCAAGGCAUCGACCUGGGCCAAGACAAGUUGGCCUUGCAACGCUUGCGCGAAGCCUCUGAGGUGGCCAAAGUGGAGCUCAGUAGCAAGGUGCAGACGGAUGUGAACCUGCCUUUCAUCACAGCUGACCAGAGCGGACCGAAGCACAUGAACAUCCAGAUGACCCGAUCGAAGCUGGAGCAGAUCGUGGAUUCCUACCUUCAGAGGACGAAGGCACCCUGCCAGGCCUGCAACAAGGAUGCAGGAGUCGAGCCAAAAGACAUCAACGAGGUGCUCUUGGUGGGCGGCAUGACUCGCAUGCCCAAGGUCAUGGAGAUUGUCCAGGACAUCUACCAGAAGGAGCCGUCCAAGUCGGUGAACCCCGAUGAAGCCGUGGCCAUGGGUGCGGCCAUCCAGGCCGGUGUCCUCAAGGGCGACGUCAAGGACAUUUUGUUGCUUGACGUGACGCCUUUGUCCUUGGGUAUCGAAACCUUGGGCGGUGUCUUCACCCGACUCAUCAGCCGAAACACCACCAUCCCCACCAAGAAGUCGCAGGUCUUCUCUACUGCUGCGGACAACCAGACCCAGGUGGGCAUCAAGGUCUUCCAGGGCGAGCGAGAGAUGGCGGCCGACAACCAGAUGUUGGGCCAGUUUGACCUGGUAGGCAUCCCUCCUGCACCCCGUGGAGUCCCACAGAUCGAGGUGACCUUUGACAUCGAUGCCAACGGCAUCGUGAACGUCAGCGCUGCGGACAAGGGAACAGGCAAGAAGCAGGCCAUCACCAUCCGCAGCAGCGGUGGUUUGAGCGAUGCGGAGAUCGAUCGCAUGGUCAACGAAGCCGAGUCCAUGAGGGAGACGGAUCAGCGAAAGAAGGACACCGUGCAGGCCAAGAACGAUGGCGAGAACUUGGCGUACCAGGUCGAGAAGCAGCUCACUGAGCUCAAGGACAAGAUGUCCACUGCUGAUGCGGAUGAGCUGAAGAAUCUCGUGGCAGAGCUGAGGACCGCGUUGGCAGCGGAAGAAGGUGACCUUGAUCUUAUCAAGAACAAGACCAAGGAUUUGCAGGAGAAGUCCUGGAAGGUCACUCAGCAGGCCUAUCAGCAAGGCGCCUCCACUGAAGGUGAUAGCUCUGAGCAGAAGACCGAGGAAAGCGACAAGGACAAGGACGGUGAGAAGGAGAAGAAGUGA